CACAAAAAAAACGUAUCAACAACAACUACAAAAUCAACAUCAAAAUAGUCAUAGAUUAUAAAACAGUAAGAAGUCAUCUUUGAUUAAGAAUGUCAGAUGAAGAGGAUGGAUCAGAUAUUGUUACAGAAAUGAAUGCAUUUGGUCUGAGCGCUGACAUAUUGCAACAGAUAUUUGCAGCAAAGAGUGGAGACCCUAACAAAUUUCAGAGCUUUUGGGAGAUGGAUGAGGAAGAUGUGGAGGAGGAGAGCAUGGAGGAGAUACAGAAGGAUCCAAGAAAGAAGAUCCUGUGGGCUGCAGAGAACAAUGAGUUAGCUAUCGUUAGAGAUCUUCUCGAGACUGACCCGGGGCUUGUGUCCAGCAGGGACAGUGAUGGGUACACUCCCCUUCACAGGGCAGCAUACAAUGGUCAUCUAGAUAUGAUCAAAUUACUGCUAGACAAUGGGGCAGAUGUGUUAGCAGAGACCAACGAUGGCUGGCACCCGCUCCACAGCGCCUCACGCUGGAACCAAACGUCAGCCGCCUCCCUGCUGCUGCAGAGGGGAGCCAACAUCAACGCCCGCACUCACAGUGACCAAACACCCCUACACAUCGCAGCAUCAGACAAAGAGAGCAUGGACUGUCUCAAAGCUCUUGUUACUGAUAAAAGCUCAGAUAUCAGCCUGAUAAACAGUCUUGGUGAAACUGCAUAUGUAAUUUGUAAACGGACCAGUGAACACUAUAAACUUUUUGAACAAAGACCAGAUUUCAUGUCAGUGAAAACUUAGUUUUGUCUCUGCUAUGUUCUGUACAAUUCCUGCUGUUGAGAUAAGGACUGCAUACUGCUGGUUUAUGACAGUUUCUGUUCAUGCACAUACAAGAGGGCAUAUAUAGGUGUAUGAAGUAAUGUCAUGUCAUAUUGUGUGUCUUUGUAGAAAUACCUUUAUAACUUUUUUAGGUCAGUUUUUUUUUUUAACGAAAGGAGUCAAUAAUACAAUUAGUUGCCCUUAAACUCGCAAUACUUCUUGGAACUUAAUAUUUGUGCAAGGUAUUUAACAAAACAUGCAUUAGUCAUCAUUAUUUGUAAUAUUUGAAUAUAUUUGGCCCCUUAAGAAAUUGACACUUUAAAAGGUCAUGUCAUUUUCCCCUCUGCUAUAAAUAUACAGAGUAUAAGCCAUGUGACUGCCUUCAACUGUUCCAUAUUUCUAUAGCACCACAGACUCCAAAGUCUAUGUUGAGCCAUAACUUAAAGGGGCGUGUUCACAUUUGGUAGGGUCAGAUAUUGAAGAAAUUAUUUUUUAUGAACAGAAAAUAAAAUGGGUGUUACAAUCAGUUCCAUCAUAAAAUAUUGAAAUUAGAGCUGUCAGUAAUAAUUUAAAAAUGUAACAGAAAAUGCGUAAGUCUAAGUAGCGCUAUUGAAAAUUGAAUUAUUUCCAUAUUGGAUUUACAAAAAUAUAUUUUCAUUUGAGUA
This is a messenger RNA of Mya arenaria, 1447 nucleotides long. Its product is annotated as ankyrin repeat domain-containing protein 49-like. Bases 90 to 764 code for a protein of 224 amino acids. The transcript is spliced from 5 exons. The record is from RefSeq and is a predicted model, not a curated record. Lineage: Eukaryota; Metazoa; Mollusca; Bivalvia; Myida; Myidae. Gene Ontology annotation, molecular function: protein binding.